GUGUUUUGUGAUAUAUUAUUGAACACGCGUGCCUCGCGUGUUUAAAUUAAAUUAAUUUGUGUUAGUUUGGCAAUGACAAGUGACAAUAAAUUCUACUUCUCAAUCUCAUUCAUUUAAUACAAAUAUUUUACAAUACUUCAUGUAGUAGUCAAGGCAUAGUCAUUAGUAAGUGAUAAUAAGAUCGAAAGAAUUUUUUAUUUAUUUUUUAUUGUACAAUCUGUUCAAAUAAAUGUAGAACAAUAAGUAAAUGUGACAUUUGGUGAUAAAAUAAAUACAUGAUUCACAGUAACCUCUCCCACUAGAGGAACUUUGAUGAAAACAUUUAAUGGAUAAUAUUGUUCAUCCUUUGAUUGAGUUAAGUACCGGAAAUGAUGCCGGUGUUCAAGAAGUAGUGGCAAAAAAUUCACGAUGGUGGAACUGGACAAACCUGAUUUAUCCCAUCCCCACUGGUGUAGGGUUGACUUUACUAGCUGUACUUCAAUGGCGUCGUUUAAACAAGCAACAGCCAGAAAACGAACAACAACCCAUCUAUACGCGGAAUCUAAGGCUAUCUUUUUACAAAGCAAUACCAUUAAGAGCAAUGUCGCGUUUAUGGGGAUAUAUUUCAGGAUGCUACAUUCCACGGCAAUUGAGAUAUUGGUUAUAUACGGCCUACUCAAAACUGUUUGGUGUUAUUAUAAAUGAAAUUGAAUUACCCAUGGAGUCUUAUAAAAGUUUAGGAGAAUUUUUUGCUAGACGUUUAAAAGAUGGCGCUCGGCCAAUAAGCUUUGCCAGUCCAAUGGUGUCUCCAGCUGAUGGCACCAUAGUGAGUGUUGGACGUGUUACAUCUUGUCAAGUCGAACAAGUUAAGGGUGUCACGUAUACUAUCAAGUCGUUUUUAGGUUCACCAACUUGGCAAGAAGAUAUAGCUACAUCAAAAUUAGAAUCCUCACCAAUGAAUACUGCAACAAAAAGUGAUAUGAUGAAGCAAGACUCCUCUACAUCCAAUUGUAGUGGUUGGUCCAUUAAUUCCACUUUCCUAUUUUACCAUUACGGCCUUCUCACUAUGCACAUGUACUGCAUCAAUUUCAUAUUCAACUUCCUCUCACAAGGUGUAAGCUUUUUCAGUCUAUCAUUUAAGAAACAAGAUGUAGUAUUGUCAGACGACACACAAGAAAAAACCAUUUCUGUUGAACGACAAGAUAAAAAUGAUGGCGAAUGUCAGCCAUUUGAUCCUCAUUGGAACGAAUAUAAAUCAAAGUUGUUGCACAAUCCAGACAAUGAAUUGUAUCAACUGGUGAUUUAUUUGGCUCCAGGAGAUUAUCAUAGAUUUCACUCACCAGCUCAAUGGACUGUUAAAUUUCGAAGACAUUUUCAAGGUGAAUUAUUAAGUGUCAAUCCAAAAAUAGCCCGUUUACUACCAGAUUUAUUCGUGUUGAAUGAGAGGGCUGUAUAUGUUGGGGAAUGGGAACAUGGGUUCUUCUCAAUGACUGCUGUAGGCGCCACAAAUGUUGGAUCAAUUAAAGUACACUCUGAUAAGGGAUUGGAAACCAAUAAGCGAUGCCGUCGAAAAGACUUUAAUCAACACGAUCGUCCAUUCUCAACUCAGUGGUCAAUAGGACAAGAAGUUGGAGAAUUCAGAAUGGGAUCGACAGUAGUUUUAUUAUUUGAAGCACCCAAAGGGUUUGUUUUUGAUGUGGAUGCUGGACAAACCAUACAAAUGGGACAAGCUCUUGGUAGAAUAGGUGUUUCCCAAGUUGAUUAUAUUACUUCAAAAUAAAUUAAGUAAUUAAUAAAAAUAAAAAAAAUCCUCUUGUCUCAUAAAAACUUCAGUACAUCCUUCUUACAGACUACUUUAAGGCUGACUAAAUUUUUAAUUAAUUUAUAUCCAUACAAUAAUUAUUAAUUAAUUAUUUAGUUUUUAUGUUUACGUGAUAGAGAGUUGGAGCCCUGGUCUCUGUAGACCAGUAUUAUUAUAUUAUAUAUAAUAAUUAUUUCAAUUUAAAAAAAGUAUUUUAAAACAAUAAAGACAAUUUUUUUUAAAUAUACCCAGAUCCAAUUUUGAAUUUAAUUAGAAAAUAUAUUAUGUAUAAAUUAUUUUAAAAUCAAAAAUGAGUGACCAAAACUUAUACUUAAGUGUGCAACUAUUUUUUUUCCACUUUAAAAAUGUAAUAAUCGUUAAAAACCAACAUGAUAUUCUGUGUUUGUGUGAUAUGUAUAAAAUAUAAAAUUAAUUAUGUUAUCUAGUAUUUUAAAAAUGGUUAGUACAGAGUUUUUUUUUUAAACUAGAUAUGAAAAUUUACAUUUACCCUUAUAACCUUCUUGGUUUAAUUAUAAUAAUUAAUAUAAUAAAUAUAAUAAUUGACUUCAUUACUAGUUAUUGGAUACUUUUUUUAUAUGAAAACAUAUUCAACACACCGUAGUAAAUAGUUUAUAGUUAUACAAUAUUUUAAAAUGUUUUGUGUCAAUUACCAUUAGUUUUAA
Metopolophium dirhodum (rose-grain aphid) is the source of this 2463-nucleotide messenger RNA. It is a transcript of the gene Pisd, whose product is annotated as phosphatidylserine decarboxylase proenzyme, mitochondrial. Gene Ontology annotation, biological process: phosphatidylethanolamine biosynthetic process. Gene Ontology annotation, cellular component: mitochondrion. The transcript is spliced from 6 exons. NCBI's taxonomy places the organism in Eukaryota, Metazoa, Arthropoda, Insecta, Hemiptera, Aphididae. Gene Ontology annotation, molecular function: phosphatidylserine decarboxylase activity. Bases 326 to 1759 code for a protein of 477 amino acids. The record is from RefSeq and is a predicted model, not a curated record.